This is a messenger RNA of Menidia menidia (Atlantic silverside), 2330 nucleotides long. NCBI's taxonomy places the organism in Eukaryota, Metazoa, Chordata, Actinopteri, Atheriniformes, Atherinopsidae. The record is from the annotation of a GenBank genome assembly.
AUGUCGAAGAACACCGUCUCCGCCCGUUUCAGGAGAGUAGACGUGGACGAGUACGACGAGAACAAAUUCGUGGAUGAGGAGGACGGUGGAGAAAAUCAGCUUGGAAAUCUGAUGGAGGCGUUGCACGCAGUCCUGAAGAACCCUCCAAUAAACACAAAGAACCAGAAUGUCAAGGACCGUGCAGAGGGUCUGGUGCUGAAGGUGCUCAGUGCCUUUAAGAGCAGCGACAUUGAGAAAGGCGUGCAGUCCCUCGACAAAAAUGGCGUGGACCUGCUGAUGAAAUACAUCUACAAAGGCUUUGAGAGGCCGUCGGAAAACAGCAGCGCUGUGCUGCUGCAGUGGCACGAAAAGGCUCUGGCUGCUGGAGGAGUGGGCAGCAUUGUUAGAGUACUAACAGCGAGGAAGACGGUCUAAAAGAAGAGCAGAGGAACUCUCCACAUCACAUCACAGGCACACUGCACUGUUCACGUACCAGACGGCACAGAUUUUUAACCCAAUAUGAGCUCUAUUGCUCAGGCAAGAGUUAAAAAGACCUUGCAAUGUGGGUCAUAUUGGGUUAAAAACCCCAUUUCCUGUUCCUUCCCUUUCUUUGCCACAGCCUAAAUUUGUACUCCUGACAGGGUGCUACAUGUAUGUGUGUGUGGUUUCCUUUUCUUCCUGUAUGCGUGUGUGUGUGUGUCACUCCUGUGGAUGUGUUCAGACUGUUCAGCAGCAGUUCCAAACCUAGUGGACGUAAAUCUCGGGCAGCUGCAGACAUAUUCCUGCCGACUUUGUACUGAUUCAAAAGGUUUGGUUCUGCUGCUGUGCACUCUGCUUACACUUUCCACUUGUGCUGAAAAACAGGCAAGCCUUGAAGUCACCCCACACCCAUUUAUUUUACAUCAAUGACCAAAAGGUUGUUGCUUCCCCCCCCCCCACAAUUUUUGGUUUCCAUCGUUGUUUUUUCAGCAUGAGAGCAUUUCUGCUGGAAUAAUGGCAGUAAAUCCUCUCAGAGUGACACUCAAGCUGCAGGAGCCCUGGAAAAGCACACUCACAGAUGGAGGGUGAUGAAUAUGCCCACAGGGGUCGGCACCCACGUCGGGGAGGGGAAGGGAGGGGAGGGGCAGGAUUAUUCCCCACGAUGCAUCCCUAUCAACAGUUUUAUUAAUCCCACUUUGCUGUUCCUCAUGUUUGGCAUGAUCCCUCUGCUACUGAACAGGGCCGUAUGUGGCUCUGCUGGUACUAUUCAAAGGAGAUGCAUUUUCUCUGUACUUUCAGGAAAACAACAUCACUAUGAUAAUUAAUGCUCUUUUUUUCUUUUUAACUAUUGAACACGGAAAAAAAACAUUUUCUUCUUUUUGUCAUAUUUGAAUUGAAUAGAAAUUCCCACUUUGUCAGAAUACUAAAAAAGAAAACAUGCUGAGGUUUGACACAGACAUGAUGAUUCAUUUUGGUUCUUGUGUUGAAUAGGCGAGACUUUAUUCAAAUGAAAAGAACUCCACACAGUUUGCGUGAUCCCAUAUUUGAGACUUAGUUGAGCGUUUCUCACCUGUCUUUUAUACGUUUUUUGUCUCUGGGAAAUGUUGAGGUGAAAUGUCAAGUUGUCUGUUUUUCUCUCCAGGUUUUGGGUUUUAAUUCAGGCUGUACGAUCGUUAAAACGAAUGGAGCUCAUACCCCUACCACCACAUAGACUGAGUGUACGUUGCUUAGGCAUUUUAUGUGCUGCGGAAAACUGGAUAUGUUAAUAUUUGAUCUGCCUUUUCGGGUAGAUUGCAUCUGUUGCCAAACAAUUUAUUUUUCUUUCAUUCGAAUGAUGUAGCCUGAAUUGGUGAUUUAGUGUAUUAAGUAAGACGCAGUGGAUUUAUCCCAAUGUACAGAAUAGAUGAACAUAAAAGCAAAAUGUGGCGUGGUUUCAAACAUUGCAGGUUACAGAUAAGCAACCUCGGUUUUGCUCCUCACAUAUCGAGAGGGGAUCUGAUUCCAGAGUAUUUAUUUGUUUUUGCUCAUUUCCAGAUUCAGUAAAACUUACUCUUGGAUUUUUUCAACGGUUUUCGAUUUCACAUUGUUUUACUUUCCAGUUGAUAUUUAAGCAUGACUUGUCAUGUUUGAAUACUGUCAUCAGUGAUGAUGCAUCCUAUCCAUUAGAUACCUUUUCUAAUGCAGUGAAACAUGGAUAUACAUAAGGACAGAAAGGGUUGAUGACCUCCUCUGCUUUGUGGAAUUCUAUCCUGUGAUGCUCUUCUAGCUGAAAACAAGGGAGCAGACCAAACUGAUUAACAAUCUGCCUUACUCAAAUAUUCCUUUUUUAAGUUUGUGCUUUUUUGAAGAAAAUAAAAGAGUAUGAAUGCUGA